UUGGUAAACGAUAGAAAAGAAUUUACUUUACGCAAUGAAGAACAAUCGCUCUCCGAACAAAUUGCCAUGUUAUCUUCGGAAUCAGAAUCAUUAAGUCUUCAAACAGAAGAUUUAAAGCAGAAAAUCAUACAAACCAAAUAUCAAAUCGCUAUGAUAGACAUCUGUGCUGCGUCCGAAAAAGCAAAAAUUGAGAACCAUAGUAAAGUCAUUAAAAGCCGUAAGGAAAGUUUUGAUCAACUGUUUGCUAAUGAGAUCCAAGAACAUGAGGCAAAAAACGAAAAAUUAAGAACCAAACGAGCCGAGGCUGAGGAAGAGCAAAGGAAAAAAGAAGCGAAUAUUCUAGAAAGAAACGAAAUGAAAACUAAAGAAGCUGUCGCUAUUGAAGAAGAAUGCCUGGCGAUAGAAAAAGAAUGUAGCGUUCUUGUGAAAAGAAACAAAGCCAUAAUGAUACAGCUGAGACGCAAGCUUGUUGAAGCAGAGGAUGUUCGGCGGAAACUCAUUAAGAAAAAGGAGAACACUAUCACAGAUAACAAAUAA
Danaus chrysippus (African queen) is the source of this 537-nucleotide messenger RNA. The record is from the annotation of a GenBank genome assembly. Lineage: Eukaryota; Metazoa; Arthropoda; Insecta; Lepidoptera; Nymphalidae.